AUGACCUGCACAUUCAUACAAAAAAAAAUCCAAGUCAAUACAAGCAAUCAUACCAAAAUACCCCCAUUCCCACCGCUACCCUCAUUUCACACAGUAUCACAAAAAAAAGCUGCCUCCUCCUCGACAUCAGACAAUAAUAGCUCAUUCAGAGGAGAUGAAGACGAGCAUGUGGAACUGCAAGCUCACUUUUCAGAUUCUCAAUCUACUGGAAAAUCCUCUAAGUCAAAUGUAAAUAGUUCUUCCAUGAAAGAUAAAUCUUAUUUACCUCACUAUGAUUCAUUGAGCACUGUGGUUGAAAAUGUACAAUCAGAACCUAUUUUAUUCUCAACUACUAAAUAUCAUGAAGCAGAGAUUGAAGGCUUGCCAUCCAACCAGCUUCCAGAAAUUGUUGAGUUUCAAAAUACAGAUAAUAGAAAGUUUGUCAUGUGUGAUGAUGCCCAUGUUCACGAAGAAGUGGUUUCUGACUCUCGGCAAACAAAUUCUGAGCUGUUGACUUCAGGAAAGAUGUUGUGUUCUGAUCUUGAACCUACCAAACCAGUGACGCUACCUGCAGUGAUUCAGUCAGAUGAAAGUGUUUCUGACAAUGUUGAGCUUAAUAGAUUAGGAAAUGGUGCAGACAGAUCAGGUCUUGUUGAAUCUUUUGCUUCCAAACCUUCUUCUCCCUCCCUUAUAAAAGAUGAUACGGUCCCUGUGUACUCUUCUGACAAAAUUUCAUCGGACAACUUGGUUGAUGAUUCCCUUUGUAAUGAUUCACAAGAAGGUUCCCUUUGUCCAUCCAUCAAAGAAUUAGGCUUGAAUUUAGGUGAUGAAAUAAAUGGAUUCAAGAGCAGUGUUGAUCCAGUUGAAGGUGAUGGUCAUAUUGAAAAUCCUUCUUCUUAUAAUCAUGUGAUGGUAAAUGGUGCGAUCACUGAGUCAAAAGAUCAACCCAUUCCUUCUGUUGAUAGUGUUGAAAAUGAUGCGGGUAUCAUUACUUGUCCAGCUUCAAGUAUGAUUAGUUCUCCUUCAAGAAGCCUUUCAAAUCCGCGAGAACUAGUCCACGCUUCUUCAGACUCUUAUCCAAUGGAAUCCAAUGAAGUGGAAUUGACUCAAAUUUCAUCGGACUCAAAUACAGAGAGUCAAUUGGCACCAUUGCCAGAUACAACUAAUAUUUUAUAUUCUCCAAUGAGUAAUCUCACAAAAUUAGAAGAAUCUGUUUCUGCUUUUGCAGAUCUAAAUGAGAAAGAGACAGAAGACCAUGAGGUAGUUGCUAGAGAAUCUUUGACAGCACUAGAGGGACAGAAGGCAGCGGGUCAUCCAAAACUUGUUUCUUCAGAUGUACAAAUGAACCUCAACAAAUUGGUGCCUUGUGAUGAUCUUCCAGAUUUGGGAAAUAAUAUUGAAAAAUCUCCUCCUAGGAAGAAAAUCCUACAGAGUGUUUUCCAGGAUGAUGCAAAAGUGGUGCCUGGAUUUUCUGGGUUUGACACCCGGCAGUCAGAAUCUACUAGUUAUGGCCAGAAUGAUCUUAUACAGAAUGACACAAAUAGUUUUUCAUCUACACCUGAUAACAAGUUGGAGUUUGAAACUUAUUUUGAGCCACACUUACAAUGUCAACUUGAUGAACAGGAUGGAGAGUUUCCACUCAAUUACGAGGAAAACUUUGGCUCUGAGAAAUCUCAAUCUCAACAGAUGCAUAUAAAUCAAAUGAAGCAAGAAGGCACUCAUGCUACUUCUGAAUCUGUCUCAGAAACCCCUGCAGAUGAAUCACCGUCAUUUUGUUCUUCACCACAAUCAUCUGGCCCGGAAAUUAACCCUACACAAUAUGUCACAGAUCCGUUGAAGCCUCUUCUCCCUGACCACUUUCCUAAGGAAACUGAAAACAAACUUGAUGGGAUGCCACCUAUGCCUCCUUUACCUCCUAUGCAAUGGAGAAUGAGCAAGGUUCCACAUGCUUCCCUAGAUUCAAACAGAGAGGAGUUAGAAGUGGAUCCGUCUCCAGUUCAACGAAUGCAGCUAGUUAUGCCCGAUACGAAGUCUCAAUUUGGUUUUACAGCUUCUGAUGGAAAUACCCUAUUUCAUCAGAAUCCAUUUUUGCCAAUCAUGGCUUUGGAAAGUGAUAAGCUCCAACAUUCUUCUGCCGUAAGUGUUUCAGGGUAUCCAAUUGCUUUACCUAUUCAGUUUCCUAUUGUGGUUAAUGAAGCAAAUGGUCAGUAUGGUCAGUAUAAUUACCUAGUGCUGGACGUAAACCAGAUUCAGAACCCCGUAUUAACGCUGCCCGUGGUACCUGCGAGCAUGCAUCCACCACUUGGUUACAUUGUUGCUUCUGAUGGAGAAAUGGUACAUACUUCAAAUCCUUACGCACCAAUACUACCUGUUGUUUAUACUGCAUCUAGACAUGAUUCCUCAUCUCCACAAGUGGAACCAUUUCAGCGUCCAACUCAAGUAAUGACAGAGAGCAGUGCAGAUGAUAAAACCCAAGAGCAACCUUCAUCUGAAAUGGAGCUGAAGCAACAAGGACCUGUCGUGGAACAGAUACAAAAUGUUGCCUCACAAGUAAUCCUACUUAAAAUGUUAGAUUGUAAGAGAUAUUUUUAG
Messenger RNA from Vicia faba (fava bean), 2571 nucleotides. NCBI's taxonomy places the organism in Eukaryota, Viridiplantae, Streptophyta, Magnoliopsida, Fabales, Fabaceae. The record is from the annotation of a GenBank genome assembly.